Verticillium nonalfalfae is the source of this 1350-nucleotide messenger RNA. It is a transcript of the gene ICP55, whose product is annotated as aminopeptidase. Gene Ontology annotation, cellular component: mitochondrion. The transcript is spliced from 2 exons. Gene Ontology annotation, molecular function: metalloaminopeptidase activity; manganese ion binding. The coding region runs from base 1 to 1350 and encodes 449 amino acids. Lineage: Eukaryota; Fungi; Ascomycota; Sordariomycetes; Glomerellales; Plectosphaerellaceae. The record is from RefSeq and is a predicted model, not a curated record.
AUGACCAAGAACCCCUCGCUAACAGCCACAGUCACCCCCGGCAUCACAGCGCAAGAGUACUAUGACCGCCGCGCCAACCUCGCCCAUCGUCUCCCCGAGGGCGCCCUCGCCAUCCUUCCCGCCGCCGAGCUCAAGUACCGGUCAGGCGCAGUCUUUCACCCCUAUCGCCAAGAGUCCAACUUCCUCUACCUCACCGGCUGGGCCGAGGGCGACUCACUCGCUGUCAUCCGCAACACCGGCCCCCAGUGGGGCGACUUUACCUUCCAUCUCUUCUGCCAGCCCAAGGAUGCUACUGCCGAGCAGUGGUCCGGCCCGCGCAACGGCAUCCAGGCGGCCGCCGACAUAUUCAACGCCGACGACGCCGGCGAUAUCAACAGGAUCGACAGGCUCCUGCCCGACAUUGUCAAGUCAGCCACGCGCGUCUACACCGACCUCGAGAGGCCGCGCCAGGGCCACGCCGAGAGCAAGCUCUGGUCCCUCGUCAAGGGUGACAAGGCGUGGUGGCCCUCCACCCGCUCGCCCUUGUACCCCAUUCUCAACACGCUGCGCGCCAUCAAGUCGCCGGCCGAGAUUGCCAACAUGCGCAAGGCCGGCCAGAUCUCGGGCCGCGUCAUCACGGACGCCAUGCGCCGCGCCUGGACGCGUGAGAAGAACCUGCACAACUUCCUCGACUACCGCUUCGCCGUCGACGGCUGCGACGGCCCUGCCUACAUCCCCGUCGUCGGCGGCGGCCGCAACGGUUCGUGCAUCCACUACGUCCUCAACAACGACGUCCUGCGCCCCGGCGACAUGGUCAUGGUCGACGCCGGUGGCGAGUACGGCACCUACAUCACAGACAUUACCCGUACCUGGCCCCUCGACGGCAAGUUCACCCCGCCGCAGAGGGACCUCUACGAGGCCGUGCUCAAGGUCCAGCGCGCCAGCGUCGCCCUGUGCCGCGAAGACGCGAGGCUGACCCUCGACGACAUCCACGACCACACCUACCGCGGCCUGCACGAGGAACUCAAGAGCCUCGGCUUCGAUAUUGCCCACCGCGACGUUGACCGCCUCUUCCCCCACCACGUCGGCCACUACAUCGGCCUCGACGUGCACGACGUGCCGGGCUACGGCCGCCGCGUGCCGCUCAAGUCGGGCCACUGCGUCACGGUCGAGCCCGGCGUGUACGUGCCGGACGACGAGCGCUGGCCCAAGCACUUCAGGGGCCUCGGUGUGCGGAUCGAGGACAGUAUUUGCGUUGAUGCAUCGUCGCCUUUCAUCCUCACAACCGAGGCCGUCAAGGAGAUGCUCAUCAACAUCGCCCUGAAUGCAACAUGUAAACGCCGUUUUGAAACCCAUGCUCCUCUGAUGUGA